Messenger RNA from Myotis brandtii (Brandt's bat), 497 nucleotides. RefSeq names its product poly [ADP-ribose] polymerase 14-like. Bases 95 to 439 code for a protein of 114 amino acids. The transcript is spliced from 5 exons. The record is from RefSeq and is a predicted model, not a curated record. NCBI's taxonomy places the organism in Eukaryota, Metazoa, Chordata, Mammalia, Chiroptera, Vespertilionidae.
AAUUCCAGCAAAGGAAUCCAAGGCCAAAGAACAUGCCAAAGAACCAGAUGCAUCAGAAGAUACACAAAUCUCUCUCAACGAAAGAUCAGAAAAAAUGGAAGUUAUCCCAAAGCAAUGUAAAAAUAUUCCCUCUUUGGUUGCAUUUGAAAAUCUCAAAGGAAAUGUGACUGACAUGAUGCUAACCUUGUUGGUGGAGAACAUAAGUGGCCUGUCCAGUGCUGAUUUUGAAGUGGAAGUAAUACGAGAUUUUGAUGUUGGUGUAGUUACCUUUCGAAAAUACAUAGACAGAGGUGCAGAGAUGCUAAUAAAUGAAGAACUGGAUUUGAACCCUGGCAGCAGACCUCUAUACAGCCUGUUCUGUUAUCCCCUUUACCAUAUAUCUUCUCAGUAUUUUCAUGGUCAUCCACAUAUGCAGGGAGAAUGCCAUGAAAUUUGUUGAAGAUUGUGCCAUGCACCAUUCAGUGACACAACUUCAGCUUUCCCCAAGACUUCUGGAA